Molecule: messenger RNA, 2379 nt
Organism: Aspergillus puulaauensis
Lineage: Eukaryota; Fungi; Ascomycota; Eurotiomycetes; Eurotiales; Aspergillaceae
Gene: PRP4
Product: putative serine/threonine protein kinase (Prp4)
Exons: 3
Coding region: 1-2379 (792 amino acids)
Biological process (GO): peptidyl-threonine phosphorylation; mRNA cis splicing, via spliceosome; peptidyl-serine phosphorylation
Molecular function (GO): protein serine/threonine kinase activity; ATP binding
Source: RefSeq, a predicted model, not a curated record
AUGGCACCACACAGGUCACGGUCUGCAUCGACCGCCUCUGAGGGCGAAAUCAUCGAAUCAGGUUCGGAGACGAAGGCAACUACGUCGCAAUUUCCUCUUAAUGGCAGCAGCGUUGACCGUCCCACCAGAGUUAGAAAUUCAUCCGCAUCGGUGACCAAGUCGCCCCGUCGGCAGAGAUCGAGGACCAGGACCCAAUCGAGGUCGCGUUCUCCAUACCGAGAUUACAGAGGCUAUAAGCGUCGGCGGGACGACGACUACGACUAUGACUAUAGCUACGAUGAUAGCAGACGCUCUGGACGCACACCACCGCGACGCGCGGACUAUCGACGCGAUGAUGAUCGGGGAUAUUCGCAAAGGCAGCCCAGGAACUACUACGACUACGACCGGGAAGAAAACCAGAUUGCGGAUCUUCGGUACGGCGAUGAUUAUGAUCAACGAAGGGAAAAGCGGCCACGGACGCGAAGCCGGUCGCCAUACCGCGAAGUUCGGAAACGCAAGCAGUACUCAGGUGAUGAGUGGGAUUCGCAAAGAUAUCAGAGAGAGGACAGUGUGGCGUCGCAGAAAAAUAGAAGGUCUUAUACUACUGAACAGUCAGUGAGCGAACGGGGAAAACCCCCAGCUGUCGCUCGACAUUCUAGAAAAGAUGCUGAAACUCAGAAAAAUCAGGUUCAGGCAGCUUCUACGGCCGCUACCUCCAAUGGCGAUGAUCGCGUGAAUGAUCCUGCAGAGACUGUUGAAGAACAGCCGGCGGAACCUGUUGAUGAGGCUGCCCAGCUUGAGGAACGUCGCAGGCGACGCGAAGCUAUCAGGGCUAAAUAUAGAGACCAGGCGGCACCAUUGCGCAUCCAAGCACUACAUCUUAGUGGUGAUAGGGACUCAACCCCUCCAACAAGCGAGGCAGUAACACCAAGUAACGAGACGCCAGACUCGGCCGUGACCCCCAAUGAGAGCAAUAUAGAUCCGUUUCCGGAGCUUAAAAUUAACAAAGACUCGGAUCUAGUUCAUGGUGGUGCCGUAGAUGGCACUGACAAAGAUGAACCUUCAGCCGCAGAUUAUGACCCUACUAUUGACAUGAAGGCUGAGCGAGAAAAGCACGGCCAGCAGACUGGGAGCAACGAAGUCUCCGCAGCAAGCUACGAUGAGACGCAAACCACCAAACAAGAUGUACUUCUCCCAGAUGCGCCACCACCACCAGCAGAAACGAAGACGAAGCAUCCUUAUGAUAUGUUUGCAGACGACGAUGAUGACAUGUUCGCCGAAGACAACGAGGAAACAGCUCAACCUACCCAUGCGUCUGCCGCGUCCGCUGUACCCCAACCGCGGGAGCUUGACGUUAGCAUGAUGGAUAACUGGGAUGACCCUGAAGGAUACUAUAACCUUCGGAUUGGUGAGUUGAUCAAUGGACGGUACCAUGUGCAGCAAACCUUGGGCAAGGGGAUGUUCUCAUCUGUAGUGCGAGCGAUUGACUCGGAUACUGGCAAUCUCGUGGCGAUCAAGAUCAUCAGACAGAAUGACACGAUGAGGAAGGCUGGGUUGAAGGAGAUUGACAUCUUGGAGCAGCUCCAAGAAGCGGACCCCGACGAUAAGAAACACAUGAUUAAGUUCCUACGGAGCUUCGAACACAAGGGCCAUUUGUGCAUGGUCUUUGAGAACCUCAGCAUGAACUUGCGAGAGGUGCUCAAGAAAUUUGGCCGCGACGUAGGGCUUAACCUGCGCGCGAUUCGAGCAUACGCCCAGCAAAUUUUCCUUGGGCUCAGCUUAAUGCGCAAGUGCAAUAUCCUCCAUGCUGAUCUGAAGCCGGACAAUCUCCUGGUCAACGAGCAGCGCAACGUUCUCAAAGUCUGCGACUUGGGUUCAGCAUCACCAGCUUCGGAUAAUGAAAUCACACCAUACCUUGUCAGCCGAUUCUACCGUGCGCCGGAAAUCAUCCUAGGGAUACCCUACGAUUACGCUAUCGAUAUGUGGUCCAUCGGAUGCACAUUAUUUGAGCUGUAUACGGGCAAAAUCCUGUUCACAGGCCGCAACAACAACCAAAUGCUCAAGUCAAUCAUGGAAUGCCGUGGCAAAUACCCUCCCAAGCUCCUCCGACGAGGCUCCCUAGCCCACCUCCACUUUGACGAAAUGUCUAACUUUCAUAGCACUGAAGAGGACAAGAUCACCGGACGGCUCGUCACCCGUGUGAUGGACUUCAAGAAGCCCACCCGCGAUCUGAAGACCAGGCUAAUGGGAAAGGGGACGCGAGGGAUGAGCGAUAGUGAAGCAAAGGAGCUGGCGCUUUUUGUUGACCUAUUGGAGCGCUGCCUAAGCCUGAACCCGGAAAAGCGAUGCACCCCAGCUGAGGCGCUGAAGCAUCCAUUCAUUUCGAGGCCGAAGAUCUGA